Aspergillus ochraceoroseus IBT 24754 is the source of this 2370-nucleotide messenger RNA. RefSeq lists its product as uncharacterized. Bases 1 to 2370 code for a protein of 789 amino acids. NCBI's taxonomy places the organism in Eukaryota, Fungi, Ascomycota, Eurotiomycetes, Eurotiales, Aspergillaceae. The record is from RefSeq and is a predicted model, not a curated record. The transcript has 3 exons.
AUGGCACGGCGAUACCAGAUCGAUGAGCUGCUGUGGCUGCGCUCGUCGCCCCUGGUCACAAGGCCUACUAAUUUACUUGCGGUAGAAGAAUGGAUGGGCCCAAUUCCCGAUCCUGCCACCCAACGCAAGACCACCAAUAAUCAUAACGAGACCACGGGUCGAAGGCCAAGCCUUUUUGAGACUCGUCAUAUAUCUCGUGGCUCGAAUUCAGAGGAUAUUAUUCUCGGACCCCCCAAAACCGCUUUCGCCUCGGCAUCUCGCGUACCCGGCAAAGGCUCGAUAGAUUCUACGGAACGACCGCCACUUAGGCAAAGUGAUUCUGAAGACACCAAGAAUGACCGCUUCAACUUCCGGGAUAGGUUCUUCAAGGAUCGCGAUGCUGGGGACCGAGACCUUGAACGGCGCGAUGGGAAUGGAAAGAUGGGAGCGUUUAGUAAUCGACGUGGCGAAAAAGAAGACUGGAAUAGUGGCCGCCCCCGUCGCACGCUAGGGCAGGAUGAAGUGGAAAGAAAACCACGACGUAACGGAGAAUUUGACAGGUGGGAAAACCGUGAUCCUCGGGAACAACCCUUCGAGCAGCGUGGCGGUACAAAAGACAAGGAUGGUCGCUUUUUCCCCCGACGGGAGCCCCAGCCGGGACGAGCGAGACACGAAGGCAGUUGGUUCCGGGAUGACAAUGCCCAGGAGGGCCCCGAUGCGGAAGAAGAGAAAGCUUCACUGCGCAAUCGCGAAUGGCGCCGAGACAGACAUGGCGCGGACCGCGAUUGGACCCGGGGGGCCAAGCUAGAACAGGAGCCCGAAUGGCUGGAUGCAAACGAGAAGGAGGAAUCCCGCAGGGUACACACGCAGGAAGAUUUCGAGCGCUGGAAGGAGAAGAUGAAAGCCGGGUCUUCUCAGCCUCAAGAAGAAAAGAAAGAAAUUCCCGUCGAGGCAGUCCCGGAGUCCCUUGCGAAAUCAGAGAGUCGGCCUUCCGAUGGCGAGAUUUUCAGCGCUAAUGGAUCUGCUUUGCAAGACUCAACAAUGGAGCGCUUUUUCGGUCUGUUGGGUGACUCGAAGCCCUCCCAGGAGAUACAUGCACCACCCCCGCCUCCUAUCGAUCCAGCAGUCGUCAGGAAAGAAAUGCUCGCAGGAAAGUCUAUGAAGUCCUCUCGAUUCGCUGGGCUGUUUAGUCCCCCGCUAGGGAGUCCGGCCAAAGAGUCCGAAUCGCCAACCAGCACCAAGUCCCCAAUAUUCAACCCGUCCUUCGAUGCCGACCAGGAAGGAUUUCAACGUAUCUUGCAGAUGUUGGGCGGAGGAAGGUCUCAAAAUUCGACGCCGAAUAAUGAUGCUGCACUGGUCAACCGCCCUGCUUCCUUGGUACAGGCGGAGCAGACUCGAAGCACCCUUUCCUCUCCGUCUCGGGAGCAUGCCCAGCGACCCGAACUUAUUCUUAUGCAGGAUGCUCCUGUUCGUGGUCCGGGUCCAGCUUUGAAGGAGCACAUUUAUAGCCAAGAUUCUCAGGCACGAGACCGUGAACAUUUACUCCGGUUGAUGCAGCAAGUCAGGGUCAGUCCCAAUGGCCCAAAUCAAGGUCUUCACCCGCAGCCACCAAGUACCGGUCCGGCUCCUGGGCUGAUGAACAUGCCUGACACAAUAAUGCCUCCUCACCCGCCUGGGAUCGGGCCCGGUCCGAAAGUCCCCAAUAUGCUGGAUGAUCCGGCCAUCGCGAAUAUGCCACGACCCAAUGAUCAACUUCGCCGACGACCCACAAACGGCCCUCCUGUUGGUUACUUUGAUGACGUUCCAUUCCCACAAGGAGGCCAAGUCCCAAUUACUCCUGGCGGAUCCAGAGCUCCUCAAGGCCAGGUCCCCCCUGGAAUGGGCAUCCCACGACCGCCCGGUUUUGAUCAUAUGCCGCCACCUGGAUGGGCUGGUCAUCAUCUUCCCCCGCAGCAAGGUGGGGGGCCCGGAGGACCUGUGGCUCCUCCACCAGGAAUCCCAACACCAACGAGAGGCAUCAACCCAAGCUACAUUGCCAACAUGGUGCCAAUUCACGGAAAUAUGCCUCCGAUGAACGAACGUCAGCCUUUCCCUCGUGGUCCUGGCGGCGCUGGUGGCCCUGGUGCAGGUGCUUUCCCUCCUCCUCCUCCUCCUCCUCCCGGUAUGAUGCCUCCUCCUGGUUACAUGAACGGCCCUCCCCCCGGCGGGUUCCCACCCAUGCCGCCCAACGGAGAGGCUUUAAUGGGGCUUCCUCACGGGCAGGGCCCUUUUGAUGGGAACCCUGGCCCACAAGGGCCCCCUCCAUCGUCCAGGCACUUGCUCGAAAUGUUUGGCCAGGUUGGUGGAGGUGACGCCCGAGGUGGCAUGGUAGGACCCCGGCAGUUUCGAUAA